Molecule: messenger RNA, 294 nt
Organism: Funneliformis mosseae
Lineage: Eukaryota; Fungi; Glomeromycota; Glomeromycetes; Glomerales; Glomeraceae
Source: the annotation of a GenBank genome assembly
AUGGGAAAGUCAAAUUUAGCAAAAGAACGACUUAAAAGUGGAACUUUCGGGGUUGUUAUGGAUGUUACUAGCGUUAGUACUCUUCGUGAAGAUGCAAUUGUGGGUAAAGCUGCGUAUAAAGCCGUUUAUGGUGGUUCCGAGAUCAGUUUAAAAAGCUUGAAGGAUCGAGAAAAAAAAUCCUCACCUACCUUGCAUUCUCUCGUAUGGUCCUCUAGUAAUCAGUUGCCAAAAUAUUGGAUGAUUUUUCUUAGUGAUAGUAGCGAAGGGUUAUAUUUUAUCUGUUUAUUUGGUUGA